This is a messenger RNA of Camelus dromedarius (Arabian camel), 4090 nucleotides long. RefSeq names its product transmembrane protein 184B (gene TMEM184B). The transcript has 8 exons. The record is from RefSeq and is a predicted model, not a curated record. Gene Ontology annotation, cellular component: membrane. Gene Ontology annotation, molecular function: transporter activity. The coding region runs from base 899 to 1882 and encodes 327 amino acids. Lineage: Eukaryota; Metazoa; Chordata; Mammalia; Artiodactyla; Camelidae. Gene Ontology annotation, biological process: transport.
GGCGAAGCUGGGCUGGGGGCUGCACACCCCCUGGUCCAGGAGCCGGAAACCCCUCCCCUCUUCCCAGCUUCCUCCCUCAGGGGCCGCCCAUCACUUCUUUACUCCCUUCAGGGUGUCUACCCAGCUACCAGCACAUGUGUAGCCAGAGCUUCUCCUGCUGAUGCGAUUUGUGGUGUGGCCCUGAACACCCUCACAGAUAUCUGGGAGCAGGGACCCUCACCUGGGUCUCAUUUCUCAGUUCCGAGAGCUGGAGACGCUCUCUCACUCAGUGGCCCUGGCCUGGGAAGGGCGGGGAGCUGGGACUUAGAGAAGGAGUCGGCGUCUGUCAGGAGGUGCUGCAGAUGAGCAUUCCUUCUGGGCAGUCCCAGCGUGCCUGGCCGGGAUGUGCUGGGAGCUGUGCGGAGGGGCGGACCGUGGCCGGAGGAGGGGCAGCGGCUGGAGGGGGUUGCACCAGCAGGCAAGAAUGGGGUCAUACACAGCCUUGCAGGACACGUGGAGAAACUUAGAUUUUCCUUUUUACUGGUGAUACACAAAAGUAGGACUCAAUUAGAAAUUGCAGGUUAGAAAAUCUGCAGGUGGUGGGUGGGUGAAGGAGGAGAGGCCAGAGGCCCCAAGGCAGGUCACAGGCCAGUGAUGCUUGGGCCUGCACCCAAACUGGCCAGCAGGGAUGGGGAGGAGGGCCCUUGAACUCAAGACCCCUGCUCUGAUGCCCACCCUCCUGUGAUGGUCCUUUGUUUUCCUGUUUCCUCCCUGUACCUGCACUGCUGGUUUAGGGUCUAGUGACAGGUUUGGUCUUCCUUAUGUUGUGGCUGGAAAGUUCUGAUGACUGCUUGUCUGCUUCCCAGAUGCAGGAGGGCUUUGCCUGUGGCCCUGGGCUCUGUGGAUGUUGGGGUGAAGCAUGCUCAUCCCCAAAGAAUCCAGUCUCUCUUCCUGUCCCACUUUGAACCUGUGUGUCCCUGAGGACCCGCAGGGCACAGGAAAGGCCUUUGGACUUGCCUUGGUCAUCUAUAACUUCCUGAGCCUGUGCUAUGAAUACCUUGGGGGGGAAAGUUCCAUCAUGUCAGAGAUCAGAGGGAAGCCCAUUGAGUCCAGCUGUGUAUAUGGCACAUGCUGCCUCUGGGGGAAGACUUACUCCAUUGGAUUCCUGCGGUUCUGCAAGCAGGCCACCCUACAGUUCUGCGUGGUGAAGCCGCUCAUGGCUGUUAGCACCGUGGUCCUCCAGGCCUUCGGCAAGUACCGGGAUGGUGACUUUGAUGCCACCAGCGGCUACCUCUACGUGACCAUCAUCUACAACGUCUCGGUCAGCCUGGCCCUCUACGCCCUCUUCCUCUUCUACUUCGCCACCCGGGAGCUGCUCAGCCCUUACAGCCCUGUCCUCAAGUUCUUCAUGGUCAAGUCUGUCAUCUUUCUUUCCUUCUGGCAAGGCAUGCUCUUGGCCAUCCUGGAGAAGUGUGGGGCCAUCCCCAAGAUUCACUCGGCCCGAGUGUCAGUGGGUGAGGGCACAGUGGCUGCUGGCUACCAGGACUUCAUCAUCUGCGUGGAGAUGUUCUUUGCAGCUCUGGCCCUGCGGCAUGCCUUCACCUACAAGGUCUAUGCCGACAAGAGGCUGGACGCACAAGUGCUGACAUAUGGCCCUUACGGCCGCUGUGCCCCCAUGAAGAGCAUCUCCAGCAGCCUCAAAGAGACCAUGAACCCGCACGACAUCGUGCAGGACGCCAUCCACAAUUUCUCACCCGCCUACCAGCAGUACACGCAGCAGUCCACCCUGGAGCCUGGGCCCACCUGGCGCGGGGGCGCGCACGGCCUCUCACGCUCCCACAGCCUCAGCGGUGCCCGCGACAACGAGAAGACUCUCCUGCUCAGCUCCGAUGACGAGUUCUAGGUGCGGCUGCUGGUGGGGAAAGACUGGCGCCUCGGCCCCGGGCAGGGUGUGCCCCACCUCCAGCCUCACGUCCGGACCGGGAGGCAGGCGGGCACAGCUUUGGCAUUGCCCUUUAAUUUAUUGGACCAGAAACACUCACAUAUCGCUUCCAGAGGAACAGCCAGAUGCUGUCUGUCCAGGGGCCGGCCCAGGCUCGUCCAGGGGCCGGCCCAGGCUCACCCAGGAGCCUUCAGGAAUAUUUAUACAAUGCCAAGGCUCUACUGCCUGGGCGAGGGGCAGAGGACACUGGGAGUGACUCCCAGGCCCCUGCAGCUCGUCCUGAGGUGGUGGCAUGUUGGGACCAGCCGUGCCCAGGCCCAGAUGCUUGUGCUGUGGACCAGCGGCUGCAGCCUUCUCAGCCCUUCCCCCACGAGACUUACAGCCCCUCCCCCAAACACCGUGCAAUACUCUGACCUGGGCUCUUACCUGCCUGUUCCCUCUCUGUCCACCCUUGUCUGAUGCUAGAUUAGCCUCACCCUGGGCAGGAGGAAGGAGGAAGGAACACAGAUGCUCUCUGUGGACCCUCUUCCUGACCCAGGCCUGCCUGGCAUGCUGCAAGGAUCAGAGCCAGACAUCAAGAGCCAUGGGUCCCACCUCGGAAGGGUGUGCGGGAGCAAGUGGGCCCCUCUUCUGGGUUGUGGCCUUUCCAAGCCCCACAAGGCAGGGGUCUCUGGGCUCCUGAGUGUCCUCUCUGUGGCUGCACCUUCUGCCCGCCUCCUGCCCCUUCCUCCUGGCCUGCUGAGGACAGCUGGCAGCCCACACUGCCCUCCCACUUGGGGUCCUUCUUGAGAGUGUUUUGGGGAGAGCCCUUGCUUCCCAGCUGCUCAAAGGGUCAGUGGCUCCCAAACCUCCCUGUCAGGCUGAGCGAUCAGCAUCUGCUGGAUCCCGGUCUCUCCCUGGGGCUUCUCCCUCCUGCUUCAGGGGGAGGGUCUGAGUCUCUGCAUUUCAGACCAGCUUCCAGAGGAGCACAGCCUUGCUGGGAAGGAGGGUGGAGGGAUGGGGCAUGCAGCGGUGGGGAGCCAGGAGGUGGGAGUGGUUCCAGACUCCUCUCCCUGGCCCCGUCUCCACACAGGGCCUGGUGUCCUGCCUCAUCUGGCCCCAUGGCCCAUCUUUUCUGUGCCUUAGUCACACAUGAAAGCUCCCCUCCCUAGGCCCUCGGUCUGUCCCAGACACUCCCUGGGGGCUCCCUGUUAAGCUGCUAGCACUCAGAGGAUCCUGCAGUGCUGGGCCAAGUGCCCUUGGGCAGGCCUCAGGGCAGGCCCCAGGACUACCAGUCGCCUCCCCUCACCCGCCUCCAUGCCCAUAUACCUGGAGCCUCCCAGAGCCGGAGCCCUUUCUGGCCACUUUUCUUCGGAAGAGCCUUGUGAUGGACACAGUGCAUAUUCAUACAGGCAGUGUGUCCCAUCGCUGGAAACCCAGAGAGCACGUGAUUUGGGGCUACAACAGCCUGGAGGAAGGGUAGGGUGAGGGAGAAGGGCCCUGCCCUGUGGCAUCAGAACGUCACCGUGGAAUCUCUUCCCUUUUGAUCACUCCUGGACUGAACUGCCCCAAGGAUCAGUGAGGGGUUCCCUCCCAGCAAUCUUCCUGGGUCUCCUUUGGUCUUUGUGACCAAGCCAGCCCUGAGGGGUGGGGGGCACAGAGGCCUGCCUGUCGGGUACUGGAGGCAGCAGGUAGGUGCAGGCUAGGCUGUCUGAGGAGAACCUCCGGCCUGCCCCCACCGUUUGCUUUCAUGAAUCUGUUUCUGUGAUUCUCCUUCCAGGCCAAAGUGUGCUGCUGACUCCCUGCCCCACUGUCUUUGCCUGCCCCGGCGGCACCAGCCCUCUCGCAUGGUGGGUGGGGGAGAUGAGGGGCUCAGUGGCAGGGAGCUCGCUGCCCCUGGGGAGAUGGGGCUGGGAUCGCGUGCCUGACCACUCCAUCCCUCCUUCCUAGGAUGCAUAACCUACCUUGUCUUUUUAUUUUUUUUAAUUUUUUUUUUCCUGAUAGAGUAGCUCUUUGUACAUAAAAAAUACUUGAAAAAUUAAUUGUAUGAUGUAUGAGAAGACAGAGUCCCCUAGUUUUGUAUCUCGUGUAUGACUGCCAUGAGUUCCACCAGAAAGCCGCUCUAUUUUGGUCUCUGUGACAUUUUAAAUGCGUGACAGAAGUGAGCAAAUAAAGUGAGAAAGAAAUAUA